Vombatus ursinus (common wombat) is the source of this 2373-nucleotide messenger RNA. RefSeq names its product butyrophilin-like protein 9. NCBI's taxonomy places the organism in Eukaryota, Metazoa, Chordata, Mammalia, Diprotodontia, Vombatidae. Gene Ontology annotation, molecular function: signaling receptor binding. The transcript is spliced from 12 exons. The coding region runs from base 234 to 1844 and encodes 536 amino acids. The record is from RefSeq and is a predicted model, not a curated record. Gene Ontology annotation, biological process: T cell receptor signaling pathway; regulation of cytokine production. Gene Ontology annotation, cellular component: external side of plasma membrane.
UGCUUAUUCAGUUCAGAAGAAUUUGGUUCAGGCUGAGAGAAUUCUCCAAAAUCAGCUUCUUUGUUGAGCAAGUGGAGGAAGGGGAGACCUAGGAUUUCACUACCAUUUUGGAUAUCUCUCUGGCUGUCAGAACUAGCCAAAAAUCGAAUUGACUGCCUCUGGAGGUAGGGGAGUUCCUCAUUUCUGGAGUUCUCCAAGGAAAGGCUCAGGCAUCCUAUCACUUUUGACCUGAGAUGGUGUAUAUCCCAGAUAUCUCUCAUUCAUCCCAGAGUUCCUCUCUGUUCAGUUGUCUCCUCUUCCUUCUCUAUCUCGUGGAGCUGAAUGCGGAAGAUGGAUUGGUGAUUGGUCAUAGAGAGCCAGUUCUGGCCAUGGUUGGGGAGGAGGUGGAGUUUCCCUGCUACCUACCUUCCAAACGGAAUGCAGAAGACAUGGAGAUCCGUUUUUUCCGGAACAAAGUCUCUGAAAUUGUCUUUAUCUACCAAGAUAGGCAGGAGCUAUUCAACAGACAAAUGGUAGAGUACCAGAACCGGGCACAAUUAGUAAAGGAUUACAUCCAGGAGGGGACUGUGGCCCUGCACCUUUUCCACAUUAUCCCUGCUGAUGAGGGUCAAUAUGGAUGCCUUUUUCAAUCCAAAGACUUCUCCAACAGUGCUACCUGGGAGUUGGAAGUUGCAGGACUAGGCUCAGAUCCACAUAUCUACUUUGAAGGUUUUGAAGAAGGAGGCAUCCAAUUGAGAUGCAGUUCUGAAGGCUGGUACCCCAGACCAAAGGCGAUAUGGAAAGAUUAUCAAGGGCAACAACUACUCUCCCUAUCAGAAGCUAUAACCCAGGAUGCUCAGGGACUGUUCCACGUGGAAAUGUCUGUGGUGGUCAAAGAGGGAGCCCAUAGCAAUGUGGUUUGUUCCAUCCAGAAUACCCUCUUAGUGCAGAAGAAAGAAUUUACAGUUCAUAUAGCAGAUGUAUUUUUACCCAAAAACUCUGCCUGGAGAGGAGCAUUCAUUGGAACCUUCAUGGGGCUAACUAUCAUUCUGGUGCUCUUCAUGAUUCUGGCAUUCUAUUUCUUCCGGAAGCAAUGGAGAUCCCAAGAAAAACUGAAGGAAAAAUCAGAGAAGGAAAAAGGAAAAUUCACAGCUGAGCUGGGUAAGCUUCAGACAGAAAUUGACUGGAGAAGGGCAGAAGGACAGGCUGAGUGGAGAGAAGCCAGAAGAUAUGCAGUGAAUAUAACUCUGGAUUCGGAUACUGCUCAUCCCAGCCUUAAGGUCUCAGAAGAUGGCAAGAGUGUCAUCUAUUGUGAUAUAAAGCAGGGCCUUCCAGAUGACCCUAAGAGAUUUGAAGACCAACUUUGUGUCCUCAGUCAGGAGGGUUUCAUCUCGGGGAAGCACUACUGGGAGGUAGAGGUGGGGGAGAAAAGUAGGUGGUUCUUGGGUGUGUGUUAUGACUCAGUGGAACGCAAAGGGGCGGUAAAGCUAUGCCCUGGGACUGGUUACUGGGUGAUAGGGCUGUGGAAUGGCUGUGAGUAUUUUAUUUUCAAUCCUCAUCGAGUAUCUCUAACACUGAGAGUGCCCCCCAGGCGAAUAGGGGUCUUCUUGAACUAUGAAGCUGGAAAGGUUUCUUUCUUCAAUGUGACUGACAACUCCCACAUAUUCACCUUCACUGACAAAUUCUCUGGGACUCUUCGCCCCUAUUUUAGGCCCCGAUCUCAUGAUGGAGGAGAACAGGUCAUUCCUUUGACCAUCUGCCCAUUUCCUAACAAGGGUGAUAGAGUAGCUGCCAAAGAUGAUGAUGAUUGUGACACCUGGUUACAACCCUAUGAUUUAUCAGAGAACACUGAAAAUGAGUGGUAAGAAUCCUUAAGAUCUGGGCAGGGUACUUUCUCAAAAUGUGCUAUCUAAACUUUGGGUAAAUCUCCAUUGUUUAAGUCUCCCAGAAAGCAAUAAAGCUUAUGUAAGCACACAAAUACUCUAUAGUCAAUUCAGAAUUAUCUAUGAUCAGGGAAGAGAGGAGAGCACAUAUUAACUGGAGGGCAUUAUUCACCUCAAUUUAGCUAAUACUUUAGGUACCACCUUCUUCUAACCCUCCCAAAAUCUUUUUUAGUAGAGUUGCUCGUGGAUAAUUAGAACUUCAAUAUCCUUUUCCCCACCUACUCCCAGACAUGCCCAUCCUCUGGUCAUAAGUCAUCACUCCAUCAAAAUAGCAGGAAACAAAAUAGAAAGAAAAGAGAGAGGUAUGAAUAUUCAUGUAAUAAUCACUCUCUUAAAUACUCUUAAUGAAUCAAGAAGGAAUUUAUUAUUCAUAAGCAACUAACUAUCCUAUAGGAAUAAAAUGAUAUUACUUACACAAUAUAUUGUGGAUUUAUUUUUAAAAGAAUGUCUA